AAUCCCUAGUCCCAAAUCAAUAUCUGUCGUCUCUCGUUUUUGUGAGAAUGGCGGCAUCAUCGUCCUCUGCUACCUCCUACUCAGAUUCCUCCUCUGACACGUCCUCUUCCCACAGCAAAAGACGCCGGCACCGUAGCCGCCGAGAGAGAGACAGGGAUUCCCUCAAGAUCCGUAAGAAAAGUCGGUCCCAUACGAAGCGGCGUCGCAGAAAACACCACCGCUCCUCUUCCUCAGAUUCGUACUCAUCUUACUCCGACAACGAUUCCUCCAGAAGUUAUGGCCCAUCUGACGGUGAGCAUGAGAAUUCUAAUCAUUCAAAGAGGCAUAAGAAGAAUGACAAGCCGAAGAAGGCCAAGGAAAAGGAUCGAAGCAAGAGUCAUAGACAUAAACGUCAUAAGCACAAAGUUAAAGAGGUAGCUACUCACUUUGUGGCAGUAUAGACUCCUUUUGUUGUGGUUGUCAGUUGUAAUUGAGUUUUUAGUUUAUUAUCUUCAUAAUAUCUUCAUUCCUAUGAACUGAAUUAUGCUACCUGUUUAUUCAAAAGAUGGUAGUUGUAGUUUUUUCAGUUUAUCCAUUUUGGUGUUUACCAUAUACAUUAAUAUUGGGGCAUUAUAAAGUUAGAUAAAAGGCUUAUAUCAUGAUGCUUCUGAGGUGCUUAUAAUACUUUCUGCCAUUUUCAUGGAUUGGCUCUUUGAAAUUGGAGCUGGGGUCUGUGACAUGAUGACUGGGUGCUAUUGACUUGCCUGGAUUUUUUUCUGGGUCUGUUUGUUCUGGCAAUCGGAGCUAUAUAUAGAAGCAGCAGGAUGAGGGAACUAGUAGCCCUGUUCAGCUUUCCAAGUUUUUGGGGCGUGACAAGGAUGAUGGUGUUCGCCGCAGUGCUGUCUCUGGCAAGAAGAUUCUAUUGAAACUUGAGAAAUCAAAGGAGGAUAAAGAAGCUGAAAGUAAAAGAAAUGAAUUGCUCAAGUUCUUGAAUGCCAGUUUCGAUUGAUUUAUUAAAGCUCUAUAUGAAGUUGAUUAAUAGGGCGUCAAUGAAUUCAAGUGGGUUCCUAAGCUAAAGAUUACAUUUUUGUGAUGUGUUAUCAUUAUUCGCGAGGAAUGAACAACAUAAGGUGCUAAACCAUGUUUUCAACUUUUGAACUACGGUCGUUUCUUGCCAAUCAGGGUGUCGUAUUUUAUGGACUUGGUGCGUCCUUGAAUACAUGGAACUGUUUGAUCAAUUUAAAAAAAAUUCAGAACUUAAG
Molecule: messenger RNA, 1241 nt
Organism: Rubroshorea leprosula
Lineage: Eukaryota; Viridiplantae; Streptophyta; Magnoliopsida; Malvales; Dipterocarpaceae
Source: the annotation of a GenBank genome assembly